AGUUUGGAAAAAUAUUAGAAGUCGGAAUUUCAGAAAUUAAGCGCUUAAAAAAAAGAAAAAAACAAAAAAUGACCGGAAAAGAUGGCGGAAGACGAAACCAAAUCCCGCCGCGGCACUGGUGGACAAUCUCCCGGCGCAGCAGAGGCGGAGGCGGAGGCAACGAAAAUGAAUGAAUUCAGUUCAGCCCCGUGUCUAUUUUCGCCCAAUUGCCCAGCUCAUCGAAAACUCCGUAGUUACCGUUAAUUGUGAAGGUGAGAGUGGAGGUAGAGGGAGGCUCGUCUCGUAAAUUGGCUGCUGUCAGAGCCGCCAAAAGGUUGGGGGCAACAUGGAUUAUCCUCGACAGGGAGAUGAAGAAACACAAACAAUACUUUAUGGACAGGCUCUCGUGUGGAAUAUCGAGUAUCAAAAGCAACAACACUAUUGUACAAAUUCGAGAACCAAUCAACGAGCACGUAUCCUAUGAUGAAAUGAUACCAUCGUACUCGUGGGAAGAUCUAUCCCCAUCGAAAUCGCCAGGGGCGCAAGGAACAAUCUCAUGCAAAAAGACAGCACAUCCUUGUUCUAGUAAGCCUUUGCUUGUUAGUUCCCAAAGAUUAAGUUCAACGUCUAGUUUCAUCGAGGGAAAAAGUUCUCCCUCGCAUGUUAAAGAGUUCCAAAGCUCUACGAGUGCCAAACGAGGAAUUAUACCAAAGGAGAAAUCUCCUCGUCAAGCUCCUAAAUCUACCAAAAAUGACCAAAAUGAACCAUGCAAGACAUUGUUAAAGAGUAGGAAGUUGCAAGAAGUACUAAACAUUGGGGGAAGAAACGGGAUAAAUGAGAACCAUGUGGAGGAGUUUGCAAAUUCUAUCUGUUCUGUUUGCAAUAACAAACGACCCAAAAUUGGUUGUCAGAGAGACUUCACUUACGCAGAACUCCACGAGGCUACAAAAGGGUUUUCGAGAAAGAAUUUCCUAUCGGAAGGUGGAUUCGGCUUUGUUUUUAAAGGGAGGCUGAAAGAUGGGUUGAAAAUAGCUGUUAAGCAGCACAAAGCUGCUAGCCUUCAAGGAGAAAACGAGUUCAAAUCCGAAGUCCAUGUACUUAGCAGAGCAAGACAUCAAAAUCUAGUUGUGCUAUUGGGCUCAUGCAGUGAAGGAAAACAUAGGCUACUUGUUUAUGAAUAUGUCUGCAAUGGCUCGUUGGAAGAACGCUUAUCAGAUGAGAGCCCACUGCAUCUCAAAUGGGAGCAGAGAAUGAAAAUAGCUAUGGGAGCUGCCAAAGGUUUGGCAUAUUUGCACGAACGCAAUAUUGUUCAUAGAGAUAUGAGGCCAGGGAAUAUUCUCAUGACACAUGACCAUGAAUCACUGGUCGGGGAUUUUGGCCUUGCCAAAGCACAACAAGAUGAUACAAUUAAUUCAUUUGGAGUGGUCGGCACUCUCGGAUAUGUGGCUCCGGAAUAUGCAGAAAGUGGGAAUUUUUCUACGAAGACGGAUGUUUACUCAUUUGGAGUGGUUUUGUUGCAGCUUAUCACUGGACGAAGGACAACCGAUGAGAUACCUGGAGGGAAAAGUCUUGUUGGAUGGGCAAAGCCACUUUUGGAAACAAAAAAUUAUCAUGACCUUAUUGACAAGAGGAUUAUAGACUCACACGAUGUGCACCAGCUAUUUUGGAUGGUGCUCGUCGUUGAAAAAUGCCUCAAAAGAGACCCUCUUAAUAGGUGGACUAUGGAACAUGUAGUACAUAACUUAAAUUGCAUCAAACAAGGGAACACAAACUUUAUUAUAGACUUUCCACCGACGGAAUCAGAUUCCUUUCCCACCGUACUAAACUCCUCAGUCGAAUGACCAGACUUGUGAACGAAAUACGGUCUCUUUGAUGGAGAUAUUUGCUUAUUUCUGAUUAGAUAUUUGUCUAAGCUAUGAUAUUUGGUAAUUGUUAGUUAAUUUUUAUAUUGCAGUACUUUAUGAUGCUUUUCGUUUGUCUAAAGAGAAAUAAAGUUGUCCUUUUGUUU
Erythranthe guttata (spotted monkey flower) is the source of this 1987-nucleotide messenger RNA. The record is from RefSeq and is a predicted model, not a curated record. Lineage: Eukaryota; Viridiplantae; Streptophyta; Magnoliopsida; Lamiales; Phrymaceae.